AUGGACUGUGAUGCUGAAUAUAGACAGAUAGUUCGUGAAUACUCUAAGCCUUCGGGUAAGUUUUUUGAGGCCUUACAGCUAGUUUCUAGCCAAAGCGGCCAACAUCAACUUACCCUUACAUUAUUGGACAAUAACGAAUUAAUGAAUCUCAAAGUGAACGUUCAAGUGUGUGAAAGUGGAUGGUUUAAUGCCUCUUCCGAGAUAGCAAUAGAUUUCUUCCCAACUUUUGAGGCGCUUGCUUGCCAAAUUAGCCCUAAAUUUAAAAAAGCCUGGUGGGAAGCUUUGGAUGCUGCAGUCAAACAGCAGAUAGCCCACUUCUAA
Messenger RNA from Brettanomyces bruxellensis, 321 nucleotides. RefSeq lists its product as uncharacterized. The transcript has a single exon. Bases 1 to 321 code for a protein of 106 amino acids. NCBI's taxonomy places the organism in Eukaryota, Fungi, Ascomycota, Pichiomycetes, Pichiales, Pichiaceae. The record is from RefSeq and is a predicted model, not a curated record.